CUAUUGUCAACAUGGGGUUUCUGUUCUGGCUAGCGACGUCCGUGAUGUUGAUGACUUGGAUCAUCCAAAUCACAUCGUUUCCAACAAAAGUAAAUCUUAGAAUAGAGAAAUCUGGAGUCGUUUGCCUGAGAGGUUCUUUAGACUACGAGUAUGUCCCACCAAACGAAGGUUUGUUGCAGUUUGAAACCAAUUUAGCGAGCAGUUAUCCGGAGAACACACCCGCUUCCUUGCGCGGGGAAGCUGUUCGCAGUGCCUUACGUUCCGGACAGUGUAUUGGAUGGAAAUUGGACGAAACGCCUCUAAAGUUUGGCGUUGUGGGUGUCAAUGGCGAUGGCUGUUUGAGUUUUCUCAACAACAAAUUAACCCAAACGUUUUCCGCCUCUGGUCUCGUAGAUUCCCUUGGAUCUUUCUACCAGGCUUGUUUGCUGAACGGAAAAGGGCGCCUUGUAGACCGAUUAUCCGUCGCGAUCACGAGUGUCGACUCUGGAUACAUGUUGACGUCGCCCGGUCACGCAGGAGAAAGUCUUUUUCGCAAGUUGGAUCCGUAUAUUUUUCCCCUCGACCAAGUCGAGCUCAUUGAUAGCACCAGCUCCUCUUGCAUUUUUGACCUCGUUUCAACCAAUAUCGAAGAUGUUCGAACAGUUUUCAACGAGCAAAUUUUACCGCGAAUUGACCUUAAGAACAACAACUGUUUUCAGCUGCCUUCGGCUCGACAAUGUACGAUGAUUCCUCUACAGGGUGGUGUUGAUCCUUCUCUACUCAUUGUACCCUCAACAAGCGUCAAUUCGUGUGCGGCCGUCGGCUACACCUUUUGCUUCUUAAAUGAUCACGAAAAGAUAGGAACACAUGUUUGGGACUUUCUGAUUUCGGAUGGUAACACGAAAGGACCCGUCCAGAUCGGUGCUCUUGAGUUUGAAAGCCUGCGCAUCGAAUCGGGGUCCGUGGGGUUUGAACGUGAAAUGCUGGCCAACCAAAAGGACUCAUUUCUUGCACCACCCACGCCGCUAGAAUUGCAUUUAGAUUAUACAAUCAAUAUGGAAAAAGGAUGUUACCUUGGUCAGGAAGGGAUCGCGUCCGUCGUCAAGAAUCCAAGAGGGCCACCUCGAAUGCUGUAUCAGGUUGUUUUCGAUGAUGAUUUCAAUGUUUACGAUUACCAGUCAGCUGGUGAUCGAAGCAUCGUGGAAAACUUGACAAGAGUUCCGAGAGCAGGAGACAAAGUGUUUGUGCUGGGCAGCAAUGCAGAAAUUGAAGUUGGAGUGUUGACGUCAGUUGCCGAGCCAGGGUCCACGGGAGAGCCUGUAACUGUCGGAUUAGCGCUGGUCCGACGAGCAGACUCGAUCAUCAAAAAAAUGAAAGCCAAAAACUUGGAAAUCAAUCGUCGCAUUGAGGUAGAUACGCCAAUGGAGGGUGGUUCUGGAAUGAUACCUCCGCCUGCUCUUGAUCCUUUGGACGGGUUGGAAGUAAUCAUUGGUGGCGGUUCGGCCGUUGGUUCUUUGCGCGGGGUACCGUCGCGACGAUUUCGGAACGGUCGCAAUAUGUUUGACAAUAUUCCAGACUUUGUGAACCAAUUAUCCCAAGAGCAAGAUGGUGAAUUUCUCAUGGCUAAUCGUAACAGCGAUGGCACUCGGUUCCAACCGGAUGCCCCUGCCGCAAAAACUGCUUUUCUGCCAACUGAAGACGGCGCAGCCAACCUUGGCGACGAUGAGGACGACCUGAAAACCUUACAAAAGACUGCAGCGAAAGCAAGAAAAGAAGCCGCAGCAGCGGCGGAUGAAGCGAGGCGGAAAGCUGAAAAAAUGGAUUCGCUGCAAAAGCGUGCGGAAGAGGCGAUGGCCCGCCGCAAGGAAAAGGUAAGGGUAGAAACUGCGGCUGAGAGUACCAAUGAGGACGAGGCCGAUUCAGAAGCAAAGCGCAAGGCUGAAAAGAUGGAAUUGCUCAAAAAGCGUGCGGAGGAGGCCGUUGGUCGUCGGGCACAAAAGAACCAAGGAGGCGGAUAAAGUCACAAAAGACUAUAAUUUCUAGGAGAUCCUGAGAAGAUUGGAAUGAAGAUCAGCUUGUUUCUUCGCAUUUUGCAGCGGGAAUUUUGACUGCCUGGGGUCCCUAAAGAAGUAGCUGUCCGUUUGGACUGGACUACUAUGGCAAGGCAACGAUGAACUUCACUUUUCGAUGCUGUCAGAACAAAUCUUUCACGACGAGGUCGAAUAAUGUACUGUUGUACAGGAGGAAGCCACCAAGCACGCGUCCCUGCGAUGAUCUAUUAAUUAGCAUUCAUCUGAGAUUAGCUCAAUUUACAUUAAACCUCUCGUUCCAUU
Messenger RNA from Phaeodactylum tricornutum CCAP 1055/1, 2312 nucleotides. RefSeq lists its product with no specific name. The record is from RefSeq and is a predicted model, not a curated record. Bases 12 to 1997 code for a protein of 661 amino acids. Gene Ontology annotation, molecular function: protein binding. Lineage: Eukaryota; Bacillariophyta; Bacillariophyceae; Surirellales; Neidiaceae. The transcript has a single exon.